CUUGGCAUGACGGGCACAAAGCCUCAACUCUACAACGGCCUUGCACUUUUGUUCACCUUCUUCAGCUGCCGUCUCGUCUAUGGAACUUACCAGUCUGUCAUGGUCUUUAAAGAUAUCUGGGCAGCAAUGAACACGUUUCCUGGACUUGAGCUGCUGGAGGGGGCAAGUAACUUGCCGGGCAGCAAUAUCCCGUUGUCCGACGCCAUGAGAUUUUUGACGACCUCAUCAACAGUUCCGACGUGGCUGGCAGCAGCGUAUCUUAUCAGUAACCUAACGUUGAAUGGACUCAACUUUUACUGGUUUGUCAUGAUGAUCCGCGCGGUACGCAAGCGGUUCCAGCCAAGUAGGCCAGUGGGUGGUCAGGAGAAGCAAGCUCAAGCUGUACUGCACGCCGCAGACAGCGCACCAGGUACUGCAUCAGUGCGACCACGGAGAAGGAAAGCCUGAUCCCAGCAUAGGAAGCGUGUUUCCAAUGUCAGGAAGACGACGUAUUGCUAGAUGGGACGAUCUAGUGAAGUCGCUGUAUGAGCGGGGCAGGUAUUAUUUGAACAACCAGGUUCAGGCAUGAUCAGGUGUUUCUUGAGUUGAGAGCGCCCCAACAUCCACAUUGCUCUUAAUACUGGUGCGGAGACCUUGUCACUUGAGAGGUGGGAUACAUUGGCCGGAUGCUUUUUUCUAGCAGUCGUAUUUAUUAAAUAGAGCGAAGCAAAACACAUUGGAAACGC
This is a messenger RNA of Verticillium alfalfae VaMs.102, 725 nucleotides long. Its product is annotated as DUF887 domain-containing protein. Gene Ontology annotation, biological process: lipid homeostasis. Bases 7 to 447 code for a protein of 146 amino acids. The transcript has a single exon. NCBI's taxonomy places the organism in Eukaryota, Fungi, Ascomycota, Sordariomycetes, Glomerellales, Plectosphaerellaceae. Gene Ontology annotation, cellular component: endoplasmic reticulum; membrane. The record is from RefSeq and is a predicted model, not a curated record.